Aaosphaeria arxii CBS 175.79 is the source of this 2317-nucleotide messenger RNA. RefSeq lists its product as uncharacterized. The record is from RefSeq and is a predicted model, not a curated record. The coding region runs from base 95 to 2131 and encodes 678 amino acids. The transcript has 3 exons. Gene Ontology annotation, molecular function: DNA-binding transcription factor activity, RNA polymerase II-specific; zinc ion binding; DNA binding. Gene Ontology annotation, biological process: DNA-templated transcription; regulation of DNA-templated transcription. NCBI's taxonomy places the organism in Eukaryota, Fungi, Ascomycota, Dothideomycetes, Pleosporales.
CUUUACGUCACGAUGCUAGCACCUACUUCGAAAGACAUGUAACAAUAUCACACGCAUCUGUAUAUUAUGUGACCGCAAGAAUUGAAGCUGUCGUAUGGAUACUACACGUCGCCUUGCGUGCAAACGGUGUCAGGCCCGUAAAAUCAAAUGUAAUAGGGUCCAGCCAUGCUCGAAUUGCAUACAGGGUAAACAUAAUUGCGAAUAUCGUGCGAGCGAUGGCCGCAAACACCCAGUCUCGCACAAGUACUUGGGUGCGCUAGAGGCGCGUCUUGCAUGGUUUGAAUCACUCACGCAGAAUCUCAAAAAAGCAUCGAACGAAGAGCGAGACAAGCUCCUCGCCGGGGUCACCCUUGAUGACCAUCUUGAAGGUCAGAAUGGAUUCGAUAUCGCCGACUCACAGCAACAACCGUCCUCAUCCACUGGUCCGGAAUCAAUAGGCACACCGCAGGCAUCCUCACUACGCUCCGGACCACAAGGAGGCCUGCAAUACCAUGGGCCCACAAGCAUAUAUCUGGAUGCUGAUGCAACUGAAUCGCCAGCCAAGGAGCCCCAGCCAAUGGCCCCUCUUGAAGUUGUCCAUACCUUCCCUUCCUCUCAUUUUGAUGCUCUCAGUGUCGUUCGUCUGGCAUCAUCCCUAGGAGUUGACGACGACUUGGUACGAGAGACGCUGCCACUAUUCUUCCUGCAUCAGUACCCUUUAUUCAUGUUUAUCUACCGGGAGGCUUUUCUUUCAGAUUACUAUGACAAUACCCAUGGGGGCCGCUACUGGUCCUACCCAUUGCUAUAUUCGAUGUGUGCACUUGGUGCACCACACUCUAAACGUGUUGAAGUACAGAUGAAGAAAGAAUUACUUGCGCGGUGUGCACAAGAGAUCCUCAUGUCUCAUUGCCUGACAAGGCCUUCACCAGUAACCAUACAAGCACUGUUGUGUCUCGCCUUCCACGAGGUUGGGCAGGGCAACGCAUCGCAAGGAUGGCUGUUUUCUGGGAUGGCCUUCAGAAUGGGUCAAGACAUAGGUUUCCAUCAGGAUCCCACACGCUGGAUUCUCCAAGAUCGCAGCAUAGUAUCACCAGAAGAUAUCGAAAUACGCCGACGCAUAUACUGGGGGAGUUACGUUGCUGAUAAGCUUAUCAGUCUGUACCUUGGCCGCCCCGUCUACCUUCGCGAGGAUGAUGCAGCGGUGCAAAUCAGUACUCCGUUGCCAGAUUUUCCUGACAGCCAUGACUGGUUCGGAUUCUCUGAGAUUGCUACCCAAAACGCAAUCGACUUGCAGAAGCCUCAACUCACCAGUGCACUCAAGCACAUGGUCUUACUAGGAAAGAUUUCUCAAGACAUGAUGACAAACGUGUUUGCCUCUACGCGUAACGGGCAACAUAGUGACGUAAACCGGCUGAACCAGCUUGGUGAUGUCAAUCUAAGACUGAACAAAUGGCACACCUCGUUGCCGGAUGCCUUGCAAUGGAGCCAAUGGAGCGUGAACAAGAACGUGCGUGCACAUAUUCUGGUCUUGCAUCUAUAUUAUCAUGCAAUGCUAUUAUCCCUCAACCGACACUUCGUCAAACCAUCAAAUGGCUUUCCACACUCGCCACUUUCGCGAGACAUUUGUACGUCAUCCUGUUCGACAGUGGCGAUCCUGGUUCGACAAUAUAGACUACAGCAUGGUCUUAAAACUGCACCAUUGAUGCUCGUAUACGCCCUAGUCAUGGCUAUUAUCACGCAAAUGCGCAUUUUGAACGAAGGAUACGGUAGCUUGGACUUCCUAAUAAAAUCUCUUGAUGAGUGUGGUCGCUGCUACAAACUUGCAGCCGAGGCACGGUCAAGCCUAGCGACCUUGAUGAAUAGCCGUGAGGCUCCCACAGCGGGCCUGGGAAAUGGUAGCGAUGGACGUCACGGUGACAACGUGGAAGAAGAAGGAGGGGUUCUCGAAAGAGAUAACAUCGAUACCGCAACCGACGAACACUUUGAUGCCUCAAGCCUGGAUGCACCUCCCAAUUUGGCUACUAACUCGUUCCCUGAGCUGGGUGGAUUAGCCGGAGAUCCAGUGCUCGAUGCAGAGAAUUUCGACUUUCUUGGCUUCACUGAUGUCAAUGAGAGCUUUAAUAGUUGGUUCUCCAUCGGGCAAAUGGGAUAGCAAGUCCGAAGGCCUAAACGGAGAUCCGGCAUGGCUCUUUAUCAAUCCCAUGCCCUCCCAAUUCAGUUGUUGCUGGAAUACUGCGUGAAAGGAAAAGUCUUUUUAGGCGGCAUUGGACGGAUCAUGUGGGAGACGAGGAAAUUCUUUUCACCAAAUUCAAUGAAACAUGCGUUUACCAAAUGUUCA